GUCAGCACCAUCGCAAUCUUCUCUUGUGUGCGGAACAUUCUCAUCAAAUAUUUCACCUGGUCAUCACCAGCUUCUCUUUUUUUUCUUCUUCUUCUCCUUCUCAUGUCAUUUUGUUCCACUGCUGGAACCUGACCACCACUCUACCUCUCGCCAGAUUGAGACGACGACCAGCAUCGCCACCAACCGUUGGCCCACGAUGCUCUCCCAUAUCGCUCCCACGCUCCUGAGACGUGCCGUCAACCUGGCCGUCGAAACUGCCUCUGACUCUCCUUCCGAACCCCAUUCAUCGCCUCCCCAGCUCCCCUGGUGGGGCUGGCUCAUCUUCUUGGGCGACUUCAUCGUCCUUCUCCCCUUCUUGAUCCUGACCAGCUACACUCUCCAGAAGGUCCUCCCCGUCUUCGCAAUCAUCGAGGAUGAGAACCCCCCUGCCUACGAGCCCGUAGCCCUCGAUUUCGAAGCCUCCCGCUCCGUACCCGGAGUCCCCGUGCCCGCCGGUGUCACCAACCCGGUCAACAAGACCGCCUCCGCCGCCAUCCCCACUGCCCCCGUCGCCCACGAUGCUCGUCCCAUCACCUCGUCUUUCCGUGCGACCUGGCGCUUGUUGAAGUCCCAAGGUGGUUUCCGUGCCAUCUUCCGCGGCUUCGGCUGCUACGUCUUCCAGGGCUUCGUCAACGUUGUCCUAACUGGCUUCUUGACUCCUAUCCUCGGCUACUACCUGAGCCCAAUUGCCUCCCUUCCCGCUUCCCUCCUUUUGGUUCAGUAUAGCACCGCCUGGGUCCACAUUGUCAUUACUCCUCGCUCUCCCAUCAACUUCUGGAGACGCCUCCCCGCCUUCCGAUCCACAUUCGAGGCCACCUGGCGCCCCGUCGCGCUCUUCUGGUUCUCUAACGCGCUGGCCAGCUGGGCUCCUUUCCUCUUCUCCUUGAUCCUGAACUUCAAGUUCCCCGACUACAGGAACAGCCCGUCCGUCGGGUUUCCUGAGAAGAGCGACAGCUGGAAGAUCGUUGUAGCCAGCCUGGCCUCCAUUGGUGUGCAGCUCUUCAUGGUUGUCCCGGCCUAUGUCACCCUCGUCCGCGUCCAAGCGUCCCUCCUCCCCGACACUCUCGAGACCAUCAUUCCCUUUGACCGCACUUUCCAGGGCAAGGUCGAGCCCGCCGUUGUCAGUGGCAAGGGUUAUGUCUCCCUCGCCGAUGCGUGGUCCACCUUCAGCAAGGCCGCUUGGCGCCGCCUAGUCAUUCUCUACGUCAAGAUCAUGGCCAUCUCCAUGGCCACCACUUUCUUGAUCUUCGCCGUUGUGGGUACUCAGUGGUCCAUCCUGGCUAUCAAGACUGGCAACUCCGACAAGCAGUAGUGUCGCAAGCCCCUGCCACCUGGUGUCGUCCAGACAUCACUCAGAAUCGCAUCUGCUCCCCAUCUGUUGACUCAGGUUUCGAAUAAGCAUGUUUCAUGUUAAGCCGGGUCGCCGAAUUUUGGACACGACCCUACUCACUAUCUCUUGGAAUGGCGCAUUACAACGGGUUAUUAUUACAAUAUCGCCUCUGCUUUCUUUAUGUUGGAUCGGUUCAGUUGCAUGCCUCAGUUAUAUGUCAAAGAGUCUUCUAAGAUAGUUCUACUCCUCCCGUACCAAAUAACAACGAUUUCUUGAAACUCAAUUCAUU
This is a messenger RNA of Ilyonectria robusta, 1658 nucleotides long. RefSeq lists its product as uncharacterized. Bases 197 to 1351 code for a protein of 384 amino acids. The transcript is spliced from 2 exons. Lineage: Eukaryota; Fungi; Ascomycota; Sordariomycetes; Hypocreales; Nectriaceae. The record is from RefSeq and is a predicted model, not a curated record.